Messenger RNA from Porites evermanni, 1798 nucleotides. The record is from the annotation of a GenBank genome assembly. Lineage: Eukaryota; Metazoa; Cnidaria; Anthozoa; Scleractinia; Poritidae.
AUCUACACAAAGCUUGCAGAAUUAAAAGUAAACACUGUUGUCAAUGUGUAUGGUGUGGUUAAAUUUUUUAAGAGCCCUUUUAAGACCAAAGGCUCUGAUUUUGUGUGCACCCUGAGUUUAGUGGAUCCAUCACUGCCUUCUUUGGAUAUUUCUUUUAAAUGCGUAUUAUUUUCCAAGUCAAAGGAGGGCUUGCCUUCGGUCAAGACUGUAGGAGAUGUAGUUCGUUUUCAGCAUCUUGGAGUUGGUCAUUAUCAGGGUGAGCUUCAGGGAAAAUUCACAGCAGAUUCUUCUUGGUAAGUUUAAAUUAACCACUGCUUUUAUUAUCUCCGCAUCCUGCGUCCCUGAUGCAAAAUAAUUCAUGAAAUGCAUCCCACAGGAUGCAAAGAACAGUUGAUCGAUUUGAAGAUUUUUUGGUAGAGUAUCCUGUUAAUGUGAUUUCUCUGGCUGUUGUUCAAAGAUGCAUAUUUAUUUUAGUCUUUUUUGUGCUUUAAAUAUAUAGAAGGACUGUACUACUAAUUUAAAACUGUAAUAAAGAGUUUUGGCAUCUGUCUCCAGAUUAACUAUCUGGUUACAUAAAGGCCCGAACAUUUUCCAUUUAGGACUCCUUUUUUCUUUUUUUUUUUUUACUGGAACUCAAUGGUUAUAGACAUAAGGCUGUGCUCUAGCAGAGCCCGGUGGCCCAUGGCACCUAACUUUUGUUCUCAGGCGACUAGAAAAUCUUUGCUUUUUCAUAGAACCCGUAUGCUGGGCACACUGGAUUUACAAGUUCAGAGCACUGGGUUCCCUUCAAUUUUUCUUAGAGCACAGCCUUGGGACAGGGACUCAUGAUUUUUCACAAGAUGAAUCCCAGGACUCACCAUAACUGUUUGUAACAAAAUUACUGAUAAACCCUUCAAAUGCUAAGAGUGACCAUGAGUGGGAAUGAUAAUUCUUUUUAUUUUCUUCCAGCAAUAUCCCUAUAUCAUCAAAGGAAAGGUUAUCAGAAUUUACAUUAAAUGUUCACUAAAGGGAAAAAAUGCUUUUAUCUUUUAUCAAAAGAAAGAGGAUGGGAAAUUGGAUAGAGAUCACCGGAGUAAGGAAGAAACACUUUCCUUUGGUGAUAAAAAGCUUGAUUGACUAGAACUGAUUACUUGUCUUGCUUCUUCACCCAUAUAUUUUUGUUGUUGCGUUGGCACCCCCCCCCCUUCCCCAUGUCCUCCCUCCUCUCCCUCCUCCAUCUCAAGCACUGGCCACUCAGCAGCAAGGAAAUUUUUAUCAUCAUUUUUUCAGGGUUGUGUUUGACAUACACAGCUCAGAUACUCCACAAGUGAGAGCAUCCUCAUCAAAGUCAUACAAUUUGACCGAUGAUGAAAGAGGUGUCCUUGAAGAACUACAAGCAUGGAGUGCACACAAGGAGGCUCUCAACAAAAAAUUCUCAAUCACCAAUCUGAAAGAUCUAAGUACCACUCACCAUUUCAUAAACUUACUUGCUCAAGUGGUAGCCAUAAGGUGGACAGAAAAAGGUGACAUAGUCCUGACAAUGUGGGAUGGGUCCCUUCCCACCUGCCAAUCAGUACUGGUUGAUCCAAUCAGUGAACAGGGGCAAGUUAUGUCUGAUAAACUCAUGCGUAAAGCAUCUAAGCGCUGCAUUGAUGUAAUUCUCUAUGACAACCAUGUCAGAAGCAUUGGUACAAAGGUCUGCCCUGGUGAUUUUGUUUGUAUCAGGAAUGUACAUGUUAAGGAGAGAACAGCUGACGGCAACGUUACAGCACAUAAUCCUCAGGUAAUUUGUGGUAGUAAAAGGUACAAUAAUACGUAA